Messenger RNA from Aspergillus calidoustus, 1104 nucleotides. Lineage: Eukaryota; Fungi; Ascomycota; Eurotiomycetes; Eurotiales; Aspergillaceae. The record is from the annotation of a GenBank genome assembly.
AUGUCUCUUCCAAAACCUUCCCCACCACUGCCUCUCUCCUCGUCUCUCUCAAAGCAGUCUUUCCGCCGCCUCUCCCGACCACACAGCAUCGACCAACAGCUCGCGCGAACCCAUAAUACCCCAGACGAAUAUCCAAGCCAGAAUCACACACCCGUACCGAACCCCGAAUCCCACUUUGCCGAGAAUGAAACACUCCCGCACGAUGAGCUCCCGUCCCCCCCUCAUGAUCAGAUCCUAUCCCAGCCGUUCUUCACCCUAAUCGAGGACGCCCACACGUCGGAAUACUACCAUCCAACAGUGCACUACAUCUUCUCCGAUGACGACAACGAUAUUGUUACGGAGGCUGCACUGCGCUCGCUGGAAUCAGAGCAGGACACCUUCCUGAACACGAGCGCGAAGGGGAAGUCAAAGGCACCAGGCGACAAUACGCAGCUAUCCCCAGCCGGGGAACACGUUGGGAAUUCCGAUGAGGGAGGCGCACGAAGGAAGGAAUCCCUCCUCCCAGAGCCCAUCCCGGGCGUCCGAGAGAACUUUAUAAUUCUGGACAUCGAUCAUACCCCAAUCCCACACCAAGGGACCGAACAAACAGCCGCCGGUUCCCCCGAUCCACAAGCGCAAGCGCAAGCCGCAACACAAGGCGACGCCAAACCACCACGCGAAGCCGAACAACCAUCAUCAUCACAGCCGCACCAAUUCAAGAUAACUUCCGCACACAGCCUCUCCCCCUCGUGGCAAGUCCUCAACACAAGCAUCGCGCCAGCACCUACAUUCGAAACAAACGCUUCUGCCGAGAAUCCUGUGAACGGCGGACUCAUGCUUCAGAUCCAGGGGACGUCCGGGUUGCCGAUUGGGAUGCUGGGGAAGGAUACGGAGAGGGGGAGUCAGCGGCUGGAGGAUAUGAUGGAUCAGUUUGCCAGACGGCUAGAUGAGCUGAGGCUUGUGAUUGAGAAUGGGGAACAGAAUUUACCACCCGGGCCUGAAGAGAUGUUUGAGGAGCCGUUGCAGCUUGAGGAACCAGGUGCGCAGGAUGCACAAGGGGGUCUGCUUAAAACUCCAGGGGAAGAUGAGGUGAGCUAUGCGAAGGAGGAGGGCAGCGCUCCCUGA